UGAACGCUGUAAAGAAUGUAAACAAUUUGCAAGGAGAAAUGUUGAUAAUAUGAAUGUUAACCCUACUCGAUUAAUUGGAAUGAGUUCUAAUAAUGCCACAAAAUUUGAUCAGUUAUAUUCUAAACCAUCGGUAAGAUAUAAUUGCCUAUUAGGCAUUGAUGAAACCCAGUUGCCAAAAG
Molecule: messenger RNA, 179 nt
Organism: Funneliformis geosporum
Lineage: Eukaryota; Fungi; Glomeromycota; Glomeromycetes; Glomerales; Glomeraceae
Source: the annotation of a GenBank genome assembly